CAUCCCUGUCAGGAAAAAUCUGCCAGCUGGAAGGCUAGAUCGCUCACCAGCUGGCUGUCACCUUCUAGGCCCCCCUAUGGAAAAAUAUUCUGAAAGCGUCCUCCGUAGUUAUGUACAUAUACCUUCCUUCCAGUCCUUAUAAUUCCUUAUCUUAUCUGCCGCCGCUAAGAAUUAUGAAAUCAGAAGCUUAAAAAAUAAAAAAAAUAAAAAACAACCCCACGUUAUUUUCUUCCUCUCAAAACCCACAAGCCUAACUGUUCCCUACAUAGAUAGCGACAAUGGCUACGGUAACACUCGUAAAACGUCCGCUGCCUGUCCUGCCGGAAGGCUGGACGGCAGAGAAGGAUUUCAAACCUAUUGGUUCUAUUACCGCUUCUACUCAACGCACAAUCGAGCCUGUUGGCCCUCAUUUCCUUGCUCACGCCCGCCGUGCUCGCCAUAAGCGCACAUUCUCCGAGGAUGAUCGAAUUCAAGCCCAAGAAAGUGCCAAGAAGAUCGAGAAGGACGAUGAGAGCGAUGUCAGCGAACCCGAAGAUCCUAUGAUGCUUCAGCGGGAAGCCAAGGAUUGGAAGUCGCAAGAUCACUACCAAGUCCUCGGUCUAUCCAAGUACCGCUGGAAGGCAACCGAGGACCAAAUCAAGCGCGCCCACCGCAAGAAGGUCCUAAAGCAUCAUCCCGACAAGCGAGCAGCCCAAGGCGGCACCGAAGAUGACAACUUCUUCAAGUGCAUCCAGAAGGCCACCGAGGUUCUCCUCGACCCCGUCAAGCGCCGGCAAUUUGACUCAGUCGACGAGAAGGCCGAUGUUGACCCGCCCAGCAAGAAGGAUUUAACCAAGGGCAACUCCUAUAAGCUCUGGAGCCGCGUCUUCAAGUCGGAAGCCCGCUUCUCAAAGCAACAGCCCGUACCUACCUUCGGAGACGAGAAGUCUAGCAAGGAAGAUGUGGAGAACUUCUACAACUUCUGGUAUAACUUCGACUCAUGGCGCUCCUUCGAGUAUCUCGACGAGGAUGUACCUGAUGACAACGAGAACCGCGACCAGAAGCGACAUAUGGAGCGCAAGAAUGCCAACGCGCGCAAAAAGAAGAAGGCCGAAGACAACGCCCGUCUGCGCAAGCUCCUAGAUGACUGCUCCGCCAGCGACGAGCGCAUCAAGCGCUUCCGCCAGGAGGCCAACGCCGCCAAGAACAAGAAGCGCCUCGACAAGGAAGCUGCCGAGAAGAAAGCCAAGGAAGACGCGCGCCUAAAGAAGGAAGCCGAGGAGAAGGCCGCCAAGGAGGCGGAAGAAAAAGCCAAGGCCGACCGCGAAGCCAACAAGAAGGCCAAGGAGGCCGCCAAGACCGCCGUCAAGAAGAACAAGCGCGUGCUCCGCUCCUCUGUCAAGGACGCCAACUACUUCGCGUCCGGUGACGCCUCCCCCGCCCAGAUCGACGCCGUCCUCAACGAUGUCGAGCUCGUGCAGGGCAAAAUCGACCCUGAGCAGAUCGCCGCGCUGGCCGGGAAGCUGAACGGCCUCAAGGUCGCCGACGAGAUCAAGGGCGUCUGGAGCGAGGAGGUCAAGCGCCUCGUUGACGCUGGCAAGAUCAAGGAGGGUGAGGUCAAGGCCUUGCUAUAGGCGUCCGUGGGUGAUGAUUACCUAAUGCUAUUAUCCCUACAAACAGGAACAAGAAUAGAAACGGACGGACGAACUUUCCUACCUAAUCUACCUACCUACCUAACUAUACCUAGAAAGAUAGAUAUAUUUAAGGGGAAAGGUAGAUUUCAAAUGAGUUCCCUACACAAACACAAACACAAACACUCAUGAGAAGGGAUAGGAGAAGGAGAAGGUUGGGUUGGGUUAGGUCAGAUAGCAGGCUUACAGGCUUACUUGAGGCAAGCAGGCAAACAAACCAUAUAGAUGGAAAUGCUACUACAUACCUAGGCACCUGGUACGAAGGCCUCUUGUGCCAGAACUAGAACCAGAACAAAAUCCUAGAUCUGUUAUUAUCUACCUACUUUAUGUGCUUA
Molecule: messenger RNA, 2005 nt
Organism: Hypoxylon fragiforme
Lineage: Eukaryota; Fungi; Ascomycota; Sordariomycetes; Xylariales; Hypoxylaceae
Product: DnaJ domain-containing protein
Exons: 2
Coding region: 279-1613 (444 amino acids)
Biological process (GO): 'de novo' cotranslational protein folding; regulation of translational fidelity
Cellular component (GO): cytosol
Molecular function (GO): ribosome binding; Hsp70 protein binding
Source: RefSeq, a predicted model, not a curated record